Trichoderma breve is the source of this 1923-nucleotide messenger RNA. Its product is annotated as KRI1-like family domain-containing protein. The transcript is spliced from 3 exons. Bases 1 to 1923 code for a protein of 640 amino acids. Gene Ontology annotation, biological process: endonucleolytic cleavage in ITS1 to separate SSU-rRNA from 5.8S rRNA and LSU-rRNA from tricistronic rRNA transcript (SSU-rRNA, 5.8S rRNA, LSU-rRNA). The record is from RefSeq and is a predicted model, not a curated record. NCBI's taxonomy places the organism in Eukaryota, Fungi, Ascomycota, Sordariomycetes, Hypocreales, Hypocreaceae. Gene Ontology annotation, cellular component: 90S preribosome; nucleolus.
AUGGCCGGGCCACACGCGGCGGCAACAAAGGACAAGCCGUCCAAUCCAAACAAACGAAAGCUCCUCGACGACAGCGACUCAGAUUCAGAUGAUGGAGCAGCAAUUGGAAGCUCAAGCUUCAAGGUGAACGAGGAAUACGCACGCCGCUUUGAGCAUAAUAAGAAACGAGAGGAGAAGCAAAGAUUGGAAGAAAAGAUCAAGAGGGAAGAGGAGAAUGAUGAUUCCUCUUCUACCGAUGAGACAGAAGACGAAGAUGGUUUCCUUGCAACCGAAGACCUAGACGCUCAAAUCUCCGCCACUCUACAAGCAAUUCGAAACAAAGAUCCUCGUGUCUACGACAAGGAUAUUACCUUUUAUCAGCCCGAGGACGAGAACGCCGAAGCCACGACCAAAGAGAAGAAGGAAAAGCCAGUUUUCCUUCGCGAUUAUCAGCGAGAGAAACUCUUGAGAGGCGACGUUGGUGGCUCAGAUGACGAAGAGGAGGCGCCAAAGACAUACCAGCAAGAGCAGGACGCAAUUAAAAAGUCCCUUCUGUCCGAGAUCGACGCCGCCAAGGCUGAAGACUCAGAUGAGGAUGACGAAGAUGAGGAUGGCUUCAUUAAGCGGAAAGCGCCAGCACAAACAGAUUCAAAUGGUCUUCACCCCUCUAGGGCAAAGGCCGUGAAGCUCUCUGAAGUCGAUGUCAACAAUGCAGACAGAGAUCCAGAAACCUUCCUAUCAAACUUCAUGGCCGCUCGAGCUUGGGUGGCUGAUGAAGGUUCAAGAUGGGAGGCUUUUGAGUCUGACGAUGGAGAAGAGGACAACCGGGCGGAAGAGUUCGAGCAGGCCUACAAUCUGCGAUUCGAGGAUCCAGAAAAGAGCAAUGAGGUUCUAAAAUCAUAUGCCAGAGACUUUGCGGCUGCGCGAUCCGUCAGACGAGAGGAAAAGACUGGCAGAAAGCGCCAGAGAGAGCUUGAGCGCGAGAAGAAGGAGGCAGAGAAGGAGCAGCUCCGUGAAGACAAGGCCCGGCUACGAAAACUGAAGCUGGAGGAAACCGAGGGCAAGCUUCGCAAGAUUAAGCAGGCGGCCGGAGCGUUUGGCAAGGAGCUGACGGAUGAGCAGUGGAUGAAGUUCCUGGAUGACGCUUGGGAGAACGAUAAGUGGGAGGAUGACGAUGAGAUGGACGUUGAUGAGGAAGAUGGCAGCAAGAGCAAGAAGAAGAAGCCCAAGAAGCCCAAGUGGGACGACGACAUCGACAUCAACGACAUUAUCCCCGAUUUCGAGGCCGGCGACGAAAAGCCAAAGAUUUCUCUAUCAGACGACGAGGCCCAAGAUGGCGAUGAUGACGACGAAGACGAACCAUCCGCCAAGAAGCUCAAGUCAUCAGAUCACAAAAAGGCCCGCCAAGAAACUCAGAAGAAGGCUCGCCAAGAACGCACAAAGCUCGAGGCUCUCGUCGACUCCAAGAUGCACCUCACAGACCACGACGUGCUCAAGGGCGAAGGCUCCGGCGGCUUCCGGUACCGCGAGACCUCGCCACAGGCCUUUGGCCUGACGGCGCGCGACAUUUUGCUCGCACCGUCGGACAAGGUGCUCAACGAGUUCGCCGGGCUGAAGAAGCUCGCCACGUUUCGUGACGUGGAGAAGAAGCGCAAGGAUAGGAAGCACCUGGGCAAGAAGGCCCGGUUGCGCCAGUGGAGAAGAGACGUGUUUGGCGGCGAGUUUGAGCACACGGGCCCGACGUAUGGGUUUGAGCGGGUAGUUGCUAAGGAGGAUGGCGAGGAGGAGGAUCUGAAGGAGAAGAGAAGGCGGGAGAAGAAGAGCAAGUCAAAAGCGGCGGAGGGCGAGGGAGCGAGCAACAUUAUUGGUGAUGUUGAUGGGACGAGGAAGAAGAGGAAGCGGUCAAAGGGGAAGAAGGCCGCCAAGGGGGAGAGCGAGAGCUGA